Molecule: messenger RNA, 1104 nt
Organism: Fusarium tjaetaba
Lineage: Eukaryota; Fungi; Ascomycota; Sordariomycetes; Hypocreales; Nectriaceae
Exons: 4
Coding region: 1-1104 (367 amino acids)
Molecular function (GO): oxidoreductase activity, acting on NAD(P)H
Source: RefSeq, a predicted model, not a curated record
AUGAAAGCUCUUGUUCUAAAUACAUCCCUCAAAACGGCAAUCGUGGGAGAUGUCGAUCGCCCAACACCAGGUUCCAACGAGAUUCUUGUCAAUGUGCGCGCCAUAGCGCUAAACCCAGUAGAUGAACUCUACGUGUCGUCACCAAUUGCAGCUCAAGAGAAGAGGGUUGUCGGCACUGACUUUGCUGGCGUUGUUGUUAAAGCUGGAUCCGAGAUCACUGAUUUAUCUGAUCCCAGAGUCAAAGUCGGGACACGGGUUGCUGGUUUUCUCCAAGGGGCUUCAUCCGUGAAUGAUCGUCCUGGAGCUUUUGCAGAAUUUAUAGUCGUCCCUUAUGAUCUCGUGUGGAAGAUCCCCGACAGUCUGACUUUCGAAGAAGCUUCGACAAUCAGCAUGUGCGGUUUGACCGCUGCUCAAGCUCUCUUCGGUCGUCUUGGCUUGCCAUCUCCAUUUUCCUCGGCGUCGCAAUCGACGUCCGGAGGCCAUAGCAAAAUCACCAACCUCUUCAUUUAUGGAUCAUCGACUUCGGUUGGACUAUAUGCUGCACAACUCGCCCGUAUCGCUGCCAGGGUAUCUGGAAUGUCUACCCGGCUGAUAGGCGCAGCCAGUUCAUCUAAGCACGAUAUGCUUCGGAAUGAGCCCUAUAGUUAUGAUGUCCUUGUGGACUAUAGAGAUGAGUACUGGGUUGAAAAUGUGAAGCAGGCUACGAAUAGGAACGGCGUUGACCUUGCGCUGGACUGUAUCUCGGAGGGUCCGACAGUGUACAAAACCCACGGGACUCUGGCUCCUUCGGCAAAGUUCGCAGUCAUUCGCGGCCCAGUUGGUGGGCAAUAUGAUCCAGCACUACUAGCUAUCAAACCUACCUAUGGCGCUGUCUGGGAGGGUCUUGGUGUUGAAGUUGGAUAUAAUGGCGCUGUCAUCCCAGCUAAUCCAGAUGCGCAUGCCUUCGCAAAGGAGUUCUAUAACUUCUUAAGUCAGCCACUUACAUCAGACAUAGCACAGCUCGAGCCCAAUCCGGUGAGAAUAAUGCCUGGAGGUCUUGAAAGGGUUGUCCAGGACGGCUUCUCUCUUCUGGGUACUGGAUCAUGCCGAGAAGUUGGUGUAUAG